AAUGUUAUUAUUUUGGCGCAAAAAAUUAGUUAUACUACAUUGAUUGCUUAAAUUAACACAACAAACUAUGUCCGCCCAAUAUCAGAGGUUCCUGAAAGUACUUGAAAAGUGGCCAGCGGAAAAAACAAAAGUCGGCAGGGAUCUGGGCGAGCAAAUACGCAAACAAGUGACAAAAAAAGCGAGUGACGCCACACUGAGCAACGAAGCCGUCGCCCAGUUCGCCAAACAAAUUGAUGCGCUGGAGCGGCUGUCUGGAAACGUCUACGCCAAGAAGUAUCCACGAAUCUACGACUCGACAGCGACAGGCCUGACGGCGGCGCAGUGCAGUCAAGUGUUAUCUUCCGAGUUUCUGCAUUACAUCAACGAGGGUGCGGGCGCGCAACGCAAGUAAUAGAGAACGCAAUCCAAUUAUAAAAAUGUUCAGACAAUUGGCUAGACUCCGACCAAGGUAUGGUGGACGACACGUCGUCACAUCAACAGCGAGCGAGGUGGGCACCACAGAAUGCCCACCAGCUCACAUUCCUGUGCUCUGUAAGACCGCAAUUGAGUAUUUGCAACCCACUCCGAAGGCACGUUACCUGGACAUGACGUUCGGCGCUGGCGGCCAUACGCGCUGCCUGCUGGAUGCCUGUCCUGAUCUGAUUGUCUACGCUCUAGAUCGUGAUCCUGUGGCGUAUGAGUUGGCGCAGCGCCUGAAAGAAGAUUAUCCGGAACGCCUGUUCCCCAUGCUGGGUAAAUUUUCGGAUGUGCCCAAGCUGCUGGAGGCACACGGUGUCGAGCGACAUAGCCUGGCUGGCAUACUCUUCGAUUUUGGCUGCUCCUCCAUGCAAUUCGAUGAGGCUGGUCGCGGUUUUUCUGUGUCGAAAAAUGGACCGCUGGACAUGCGCAUGGAUCGGGGACGCGACCAAGAUGGUGUUACAGCAGCCGAGGUGUUGGCAAAAAUUGAAGAGGCCGAUUUGGCCAGAAUAUUGCGUGUGUAUGGCGAGGAGAAAGCAGCCAAGAAGAUCGCACGUGCGGUAGUGGAGGCACGUUCCGCUUUCUAUCCCAUCGAGACCACUCAGCAGCUGGCGGAACUAGUUGCUUCCUGUUUUAGCAAAGCCAAUGGCGAAUAUGUACAUCGUCAAGAUAAGCUGCAAAGACCCGCACAUUCGGCAACAAAAACAUUUCAGGCAUUGCGCAUAUUUGUGAACAACGAACUUAACGAAAUCAACUACGGUAUGUUGUUGGCUCGUGAAUUUCUGCGCAUGCAAGGCCGACUGGUGACCAUCACUUUCCACUCCCUGGAGGACACUAUUGUGAAGCGACACAUCAGUGGCAAUGUUAUUGAGGGCCUAGCCAAUCCGGUUCCACUCAAAUAUAGCGACCACGGCGUAGUCCAUGAGUCGGAUUUUGUGCAAUCCUUCGUGCAAUCGAAUUGGCAGCAGCUACAUCGUCACGUCAUCGUGCCCGAUGCCGAAGAGAUCGCUCGCAAUAGUCGCAGUCGAUCCGCCAAACUCAGGGCGGCCAUUAGGAUUAAGUGAGUGGCGAGAGCGUAAAAUUAUAGAUGUGUGUAUGAGUGUGUGUGUCAAUAAUAAAUUGCCAUGCCUUGGUAUGGUUAUCUAGCCAACGA
This is a messenger RNA of Scaptodrosophila lebanonensis, 1609 nucleotides long. RefSeq names its product probable methyltransferase-like protein 15 homolog. The transcript has 2 exons. Gene Ontology annotation, biological process: rRNA base methylation. NCBI's taxonomy places the organism in Eukaryota, Metazoa, Arthropoda, Insecta, Diptera, Drosophilidae. The coding region runs from base 417 to 1520 and encodes 367 amino acids. Gene Ontology annotation, molecular function: rRNA (cytosine-N4-)-methyltransferase activity. The record is from RefSeq and is a predicted model, not a curated record.